AGAGCCGAAAAUGUCGGCUCGGUCAUGUGAUCAGCUGUGUCCAGUCACAGCUGAUCACAUGAGAGCCGGUAAUCGGCAUCCCUCAUGGGGAACAUGUGCACUGAUGAUCAGUGUGCCCUGAUGAUCUGUGUAGCCCCAGCAGUGCCAGCUGUCAGUGCUCAUGCAUGCCACCUGCCAGUGCCCAUCAGUGCCACAUCAAUGCCACAUUUCAGUGCCUACCAGUGCACAUCAAUGCCACAUAUCAGUGCCCAUCUGAGCUGCCUUUCAGUGCCACCUAUCAAUGCCAGUCAGUGCUGCCAAUCAGUGCCGCCUAUCAGUGUGCAUCAGUGCCGGCUAUCAGUGCCCAUUAGUGCUGCCUAUCAGUGCCACCUAACAGUGCCAGUCAGUGCCACCUAUCAGUGCCAUAUAUGAGUGAUGCCUUUCAGUGCCUAUCAGUG
Messenger RNA from Staurois parvus, 437 nucleotides. Lineage: Eukaryota; Metazoa; Chordata; Amphibia; Anura; Ranidae. The record is from the annotation of a GenBank genome assembly.